Entamoeba invadens IP1 is the source of this 5100-nucleotide messenger RNA. Its product is annotated as protein serine/threonine kinase, putative. The record is from RefSeq and is a predicted model, not a curated record. NCBI's taxonomy places the organism in Eukaryota, Evosea, Mastigamoebida, Endamoebidae. Bases 1 to 5100 code for a protein of 1699 amino acids. Gene Ontology annotation, biological process: protein phosphorylation. The transcript has a single exon. Gene Ontology annotation, molecular function: protein kinase activity; ATP binding.
AUGAAAACAGUAACAACUCUUCUCCUGUUGUUUUUACUUUAUGUGAAAAGCGAAGUUGUCUGUUCGCCUAAGACAAAUGACUGUGUCGAUGGAUUUGUCCCAUAUGGGACUUCAACUGAAGACAUCCAAUUCUGCACAACUCUCAAAAUUGAGUACCACAUCAAACUCACCAAAAAGUGCUUUGAAGUGUUUUUGGAACAUCCAAAAAUUGUUUUGAGUGCGUACUUAAAUUUGACAUCUGAUUUUAAUGUCUUUGAAGACCACGAUGUGAUUAUCACUUAUUUGAACGAAGUCAAUUUACGUGGGUUUUUAGAUAUUUCAACUGCAAAGAACUUUGUGAUGGAGAGAUUGACAAAACUUAAUAUCGUUGGUGAUGUAGAAUUUGUAAAUGACUUCACAGUUCCUGACAACGCUGAUAUUUUCAUUGAUGGGACUUUGACGCUUCAUGACAAAAAUUUAACAGUCCCAAAUUAUAGCCUUAUAAUACCAAGAGUUAUGAAUGUCUAUGGAAGCUCAAAUAUAACCUUCGUGAACGUUUAUUACUCAUCACUACUGAACAAAACAGUUGCUUUCAAUUUUUUCGACAAUACAAUUGUCACUCUUGAAAACACAAUUUACUUCUCUCCAAUCAGAAUUAAUAUUGAAGUCAAUUUCUAUAACAAUUCAUGUGCUACUCUGUUAGAUAGUGACGUCGAUGUGAAUAUAGGGUUUCAUGGAAAUUCAGUCGCACGGUCAUUGGGAUCUGUUUUAUAUACAAACACAAUAAACGGUGCAGCUUAUUUCUUUGAUGCUUCAAAACUCGAAAUCGCCGGUAAACUUUCAAUACAAAACCCUUCCAUAUUUUAUGAUAAUUCAGUUUUAAAUUUUACUAACAGAAACAACUUAAAUGUACCAGAGUUGUCGUUCUACAAUAGUUCCAGAGUAAAUAUGAUUUUCACUGGUCUCACAUCACAAACAAACUGGCAGGUGAAAACGGAAUUUUAUAUGUUUGACACUACUGUUAUUGUUUUGAAAAAUGUUGUGGUAAAUGUUUUGAACAUAGUAUUGUCUAAUCAAUCAAAAAUGAUGCUUGAAACUUAUGUUAACAUCACUGGAACUGAAUUUUUACUGAUGGACGCCGCUAUAAUGAAGGCCGAUGCAGAAGCAAUGAUCGAUGUUGCAAGACUGUCGUUCACAGAUAAUUCCAAAUUGUAUGUUGGCGAUAUAUGGAGCUUUUUUACCUACGCUCAAAGUAAAAUGUCUGGACAGAGCGAGUUUUAUAUUGGAGCAGAUGCUUUCCUUAUAUUCUCCAAACGACAACAUUCGCAUGUGAAUGUUAAUAUUACUUUUGAGGGCAGUUUUACUGUUGUUGGUAAUACAAACUCAUUGUUACUUUUUGAAGAUGUUUACACGACCUUUGGUGGACACUCGAAGAUUAAAUUAUCUAACAGUUUUUUGGUAGUAGAUGGUAUUUUGGUGCUCAAAGACAACACCGAAAUUUACUUGAGAAAUUUGUCGAGUGUGACAACUGGUCUUGCCAAUUUCAACAUAGACAACGAAUGUGAAAAUAAAACGGAAUCGUUCACUGAAGAGUGUUCUUCUCUGAAUGUCUUAGAUAACGUUUUUAUAUCGACAGACUCCGUUGUGGAAUCUUCGGAGUCUGUUUUUUAUAACGAAAAAGGCAACACCAAAAUAGAGGAGACGGUCAUAUUUGAGUCUACUACACAUCGGUGCAUUGAUAUCAUAGCUCCAGAUGACACUUAUGUAUUCCAACUUGGCAUUUUAAACAACAAAACGUUUUCAUUUGUCUCUGCAAAUCAAUUAGUUAGACAGUGCUCUGGGGAGUUCGAAGGUGAAGUGUAUUGCCACAUGGACUAUGAUGUAUAUACAUCAACAUCGUUCAAACAAAAGCAGUGUCCAUGUUUCACUACAUUAUCAGAAACGUGUUACACAACUUCUCUCACACAAGACGUCAGAGUGCUUGACGAAGAAAUUCAAACGGAGUUUAGUUCUGAAGUGAAUUUAUUGUUCCAAAAUGCGUCGAGUUCGAUGCAACAAAUAACGGGAAAAGUAAAGAAAGUAGUGCUACAAAGUGGUGUCACAAUACCUUUAAAUUUGGAACACAAUACAAUUGAAAGAAACAAAUUUCGUAUCUCUAUAAAUUGCUUAGAAAGUGAUACCGUUGCCACCAUAGAUAUUGAUAAUAACUUGUUGUUCUUGGGAAGUGGUGGUCCGUACGUUUUGUAUAUGGAAAAAGGAAAUCACGUGUAUGAACUCAACAUUAUUUAUAUUGCAGAAGACGUGUUGGUAAUAGCCAAAAAUGGAUUUAUUAUGACUCAAGCGCCAGGUGUAUUGUGUUCUUAUGGAAUAUUGAAAAAGGGUGGAUUGGAGUGUUUAAGAAUAAAAUCUAUAGAGUGCGAUAAAACUAUGCACCCAAAUGAAAAUUAUACACAAUGUGUUCCUUGUCCACAAAAUUGCUUGAGGUGUAGAGAUGAUACUUUGUGUGAUAUAUGUGCUGAUGGGUAUUAUCUAAAUGAUGGUAGUUGUGUUUAUAUACCCAAUGAAUGUACUUAUGUGACCCACAACCAUUGUGCAUAUUGUAAUAACACAGGUGUUGUUAAUGGAACAUGUGCAAUAGAGCCAAUUGAAGAAAACUGCAUUGAAUUUUUUAAUGAUAAAUGUGAAUUGUGUGACGCAAGUAAAAAUUCUAUUUUACAUGGCGGAAUUUGUGAAACAAUGCAAAAUGCCAAAUUUGUGUCGGCAAAGGCAAUUUUAGAGUGUGAAGAUGGGUUUUAUUUGUCUGGAAACACAUGUGUACCAUGUUUAGAGAAUGAAAUGUUAUGUACACUUCACUCUCCAGUUCAAUGUACAAAAGGGUUUCUAUUAAAUUCCCACACAAAGGAAUGUGACUCAUUACAUUGUGAUACUUUUAAUGAAAAUGGGUCGUGUACGGUUUGUUCGAAUGGGUAUAUGAUUUCAUUAAACAACAAGUGUGUUCUAACAAUUGAAAUGUGUGAAGCUGCACUUGACUCAAUAUGUGUGUUAUGUGAAGAUGAUAAUUACAACAUUAAUGGAAAUUGUUAUACAAACAAAUCGGAGUUAUGUGAAGUUGGUGAUGAACGUGGGUGUUUGUCGUGUAAAUCUGGAUAUUACAGCACUACCAAAUUUGAGUGUGAACCUUGCGACUCGAAGUGUAGUUCUUGUGUCACAACAUCAACUUCAUGUUCUGAGUGUUCUUCAACAACAUAUAAAGACGAAUCGGGUAAUUGUGUUUCGACCAUUGAUUUGGACUUAAAAUGCACGUGGCACACGCCGUUUGGGGAGUGUCCAUCGUGUCUUGAUGGCUUCUUUUUAAAUUCGCUCACAUGUUAUCCAUGCAGUGUUUCUUGUAAGACGUGCAUUGAAACUCCAAGUACUUGUGUUUUGUGUGCUGACGACUACUUCAUGAAUAUCAGUGGGUGUUCCCUUAAAAGUGAUGUUGUUGGAUGCGAUGGUGAUGUGUCAUCCACAACGGGAUGCAAUAAGUGUCAAAUUGGAUAUUAUAAAUAUCUUCGUGAAUGUCGGCCGUGUAAGGAUGAUUGCUUUUCUUGUAAUAUAGACAACAAAUGCACAAGUUGUUUUAACACUGAUGUUUUACUCAAUAAUGGUACUUGUAUCUUGAUGAGUAAUGUUCAGUUCUGUGUUCAAGUUUCAAAUUCAAAAUGUGAGAAAUGUUCAUUUUGGCACAGUGCAAGUGACGACGGAACUUAUUGUUUACGACAUUCUGUGUGGUGGGUCAUAUUUAUAUGUGUGAUGUUUCUUGUAGGAGUCACUUCUUUAAUGGUUUUAAUAACAUCUUUCGUUGUAAAGAAAGUUGUCGACACCCUUCAUGAGAUGAAGAUGAAAGAAAAGAUCCACCUCUUCUCGAUGAAACACAUGGACAACUCCAAAUUUGUACAACUCUCAGUUGGGAUUCUUGUAAACAAGACCACACUCACAUUUUCAAACGAUUCGGAUCUUUUUAAAAACAGUGGAGAAAUCGAAAUACCGGUUGGAGAACCAACAACCGAAAUACUAAUGUUGGGAAACGUUUCAGGGACUGCUAUUAAAUUCCAGAUAAUGACCAGAGAAACAAACGAGAAGUUUGAAAUUCGAAUUGAACCGCCAGUGGUCACUCUAAAAAAUAACCAAGCCUGUGAGUUCAAAUUCACAAUCAUUCCAAAGUGCACGUGCGCUAUAAAACAAGACGUCAGCAUAGUAUCGCAGUUACUCAAGAAUGAAAAUGAACAAAUUGAUACUAUUUAUAUAGCAACUAAAACACAGUUGUCGUCCCGACUCGACCCAGAAGAAAUAGUGUUGGACAAGAAAUUGGGUGAAGGUUCAUUUGGUGUUGUUUUUAAGGGUGUGUACAAAGGGCAGAGUGUAGCAGUGAAGAAACUUAAAAACAUUGAAGGUGAAGAGGCGCUUAAAGAAUUUGAGAUUGAGGUGAAGAUGCUGGAGAAAUUUAAAAGUGAGUAUAUAGUCUAUUUCUAUGGUGCUGUAUUUAUACCAAACAAAAUCUGCAUGGUCACCGAAUUGGCGCAAUAUGGUAGUUUGAGGGAUGUCAUGGAAAAAGUUAUGGUGUUAGUCCCAAUGACGCUAUCAAUGCGAAUUAAAAUGAGUCUUGAUGGUGCAAAGGGCAUUUUGUAUUUACAUUCAAACAACAUAUUACAUCGAGACAUCAAACCAGAUAACAUAUUAGUCACUUCAUUGGAGGAAAAUGUGAUUGUCAAUGCCAAGUUGACUGAUUUUGGAUCAAGUAGAAACGUGAAUUCAACACUUUUGAAUAUGACAUUCACCAAAGGGGUGGGAACUCCAAAAUAUAUGGCGCCAGAAGUCCUUGACAGAAAACAUUAUGAGAAACCCGCUGACAUCUAUUCUUUUGCAGUUACAAUGUAUGAAUUAUUUAAAUGGGGUGACGCGUAUGAUCCAGACAAGAUACGGUCGUGGGAUAUAGCGGAUAACGUGUGUAAAGGGUUGCGACCGAGUCUUGACGACGUUGAUGAGAAAGUUCGUGACGUUGUACUUAUCGCGUGGGGGCAAAGUGUUGAGAAAAGAGCGACUGCACAAGAACUAGUGACUGAAUUAACUAAAUUGAUAUAG